ACUAGCGAGGCCACACACUAUUCACUUCAGAAAUCUUAUAGCUUUGCAAUUGCGCUCUGCCUAGGGAAAACCGCUGAAACUAUCUGGAAUUCAAGAAUCUCAAACCUCCUCUGUUGUCUACUCCUUGCUGCCUGUAGCUGCUUGCAUUCUAUUGUUUUCUUGGCGGGAUUCGGAGGCAUGUCCACUCAAGUGACACCAGCUAAGAGACCGCAUGACCAAACCCUAACAGAGCUAAGUGGUCGAACAAAGUUGCAGAAAUCAUCCGUUUCUGAUAAUGUGUCACCAGCAGGACCUUCUUCGAUUAGAGUUAUACGUGUACUUUUUUCAGCUUCCAAAAUUGGUGGCAUCAUUGGAAAAGGUGGCAGCACCAUAUCUCAAAUUCGCCAGGAAACUGGAGCAAAAGUUCGUGUUGAGGAAAGUAUUCCUGGGUGUGAUGAGAGAGUUAUUAUCAUAACAGGAACAGGUAAGGACAAUGAAAGUGUGAGUGAGCAGGUUAAGACUGAAAGCAAAGAGACUGAAAGCCAUGAGAAUGGAGAGAAGCCAGAAGAACAUGGGGAAGCUGAUGAAAAGCAGGCUGUUCCUGAUGAUAAUUCUCAAUCAGACAAUGAAAAGGAUUCUUCUUCUGUUCAGAAAGCUCUGCUAGUCGUGUUUGGUAAAAUGGUUGACAUAUUGUCUGAUAAAAAUGAAGGGGAUGAGGAAAGUAUUAAUUCGAUAACAUUUGUUGUUAGGCUCCUUGUCUUCUCUGGUCAAGUAGGCUGCCUGCUAGGAAAAGCUGGAAGUGUUAUAAAACAGAUGUCGUCUGAAAGUGGGGCUCAUAUACGAGUUCUUCCAAAAGACAAGCUGCCUUCCUGUGCAUCUUCAUCUGAUGAACUGGUUCAGAUCUCUGGCAAACGUGAUGCUGUUAGGAAAGCUCUUCUUUGUGUUUCCCAGCAGCUGCUUGAGAAACCUCUUCACAAUCAGGAUUCCUUUUCUGCCCAUAUUGGUGGCCCACCAUCUCAUUCUUUUGGUCCUCCUUCAAGACGAGAUAGAUUCCCGCCACCUAAUCGACCUUUCCAUGGCCAGGGACCACCUUUUUCUGCUGGGUUUCAUGAUGUUGAGCCUGGCAUGCCUGGUGGUCCUGUGAAUUUUCCUCCUGAAAUCCUAACUUUCCGGAUAUUGUGUAGUGAGGAGAAGGUGGGUGGUGUAAUUGGAAAAGGAGGCUCUGUAGUCAAAGCGCUUCAAAAUGAAACUGGUUGUGAGAUCAAAAUCCAAGAUGGUGAAAACGAUUCAGAGGAUCGCAUUAUUAUAAUAUCAGGCCCAGCUGUAAAUGGAGAACUUGAGGUAGUUCAAGAGGCUCUCUUGCAAAUUACAUCAAGGCUCAAAAGUCAUUUCUUCGGUGACGUGUUUCCGCCUUUCGGUCACCAUUCUGACCCGGCCUUUCUAGAUCAAGGCCCACCUGGCCCAUUUCCCUCUUACAUGGGAAGGAGGGAAUUUUCACCUUCUAGAACUUUUCCUGAUCGAGGCCCACCAUUUAACAAGUUUGAAGGUCCUGGCGGCCCGCCUUUCCAUCCACAUGCGGAUCAUGUGCCUUUCGGACAUGAUUUUCCUAGAUCACGAAUCCCUCCGCACAUGUCUGAAAGAGCUGGACCAAUAGAAGGACCUGGUCCAAUGGGAUUCCCAGAUUAUCCGGGCCCACCUCAUAGAAGAUUUGGCGGAUUUCCCGGAGGAAAUCAACCUGCUGUUAUCACUAACACUGCUGUGGAAGUAGUUGUUCCUCGAUUCGUUGUUCCUGCAAUUUACGGAGAGGAUGGAGGCUGUUUGAGACAAAUUCGUGAGAUAUCGGAAGCAAAUGUCACCAUCAUGGACCCAAAACCUGGAGCGGAAGAAACCUUAAUCAAAAUCUCUGGCACGCCGGAGCAGACGAAUGCUGCCCAAAGUCUUAUUCAAGCAUUUCAAUUUGCUCACCAGGAUACAGAGAGAAUUGAAAUGCAGGAGUAUCUCUUUAGUUUUUCCUUUUUGUUUUCCUUGUUCAUGGAAGGAGUGCCUAUGUAUUCUGGAUUUAAAGAUGGGUCACUGAAGGCCACUCUCCUAGAUGCAAACCUGCAAAUCGUGUCUCAGGAGAUUGUUAAUUUCGAUUCGGGACUACCCCAUUACAACACCAAAGAUGGCGUGUAUCGAGACCCUCUUGUUAAUGGCAGAAUUGUUUCCCCCACCAUAAUGUGGGUCGAGGCACUUGACCUAAUUCUCGAGAAGUUGAAACGAUCGGGAUUGGAUUUCGGGAAAAUUGCAGCCAUUUCCGGUAGCGGACAGCAACACGGCAGCGUGUACUGGAAAACCGGGAGUCGGAGGGUACUUUCGUCAUUAGACCCAAAACAGAAACUGGUGGACCAACUCAGGGAAGCUUUUUCCGUGAAUGAGUCGCCUGUGUGGAUGGACAGCAGCACCGUCGAACAAUGCAAGGAGAUCGAGCAAGCCGUGGGUGGGGCUUUAGAGCUGUCGAGGGUCAGUGGCUCGCGGGCCUACGAGAGGUACACGGGCCCACAGAUCCGGAAAAUUUUCGAGACGAGGCCUGAGGCAUAUCUAGAUACAGAGAGAAUCUCGUUGGUCAGUUCUUUCAUGGCUUCUCUCCUAAUUGGGAGCUAUGCGUGUAUCGAUCAUACUGAUGGAGCCGGGAUGAAUUUGAUGGACAUAAAGGAAAGAGCUUGGUCAGAAAGGCUCCUAGAGGUAACAGCACCAGGCUUGGAGGAAAGGCUUGGGAAACUAGCACCUGCAUAUUCUGUAGCUGGUCUAAUUGCUCCCUAUUUUGUGGACAGGUAUCUCUUUGACAAAAACUGUUUAAUCAUCCAAUGGUCGGGUGAUAAUCCUAACAGCCUAGCAGGUUUAACCCUCAACAGUCCUGGGGAUCUGGCAAUCAGUCUUGGAACUAGUGACACUCUCUUUGGGAUUGCUGCUGAACACAAGCCAUGCUUAGAAGGACAUGUUUUCCCUAACCCAGUGGACCCAAAAGGUUACAUGGUGAUGCUCUGCUACAAGAAUGGUUCUCUUACCCGUGAAGAAAUACGUAAUCGGUGUGCUGAUAAAUCUUGGGAUACUUUCAAUGCACUGUUACAGCAGACACAACCCUUAAACGGUGGAAAGAUAGGCUUUUAUUACAAAGACCAUGAAAUUAUGCCUCCCCUCCCAGUUGGCAUUCACCGUUACAUUCUUGAGAAUUUCAAUGGGGACACGUUAGAUGGUGUAAAAGAACGUGAAGUCAGAGCAUUAAUAGAAGGUCAGUUCCUCUCCAUGCGAGCUCAUGCUGAGAGAUUCGGAAUGCCUUCUCCAAAACGGAUAAUUGCUACUGGAGGAGCAUCCUCAAACAAUAGUAUUCUUGGCUCAGUAGCUUCAAUUUUUGGGAGCAAUGUCUACAAAGUCCAGAGUGCAGGCAAUGUGUUAUCUUGCACUUUGUCCACUCGUCUUCUUGAAUACAGUGACUCGGCUUCCAUGGGAGCUGCAUUGAGAGCUGCUCAUGGGUGGUUGUGCAACAAAAAGGGUAUUUUUGUUCCAAUUUCGAAUAUGUACAUGGAUAAGCUGGAGAACACGUCUCUCGACUGCAAGCUUGCCGUGACUGGAGACCAACACCUCCUGUCCAAGUACACUUUACUGAUGAAAAAGCGACUAGAAAUCGAGAAUCGUCUCGUCGAAAAAUUAGGACGAUUGUGAAAUUCGAACUUUUUCCCCUGGGUGUUGGGUGAGAGUGGGGAGUGUAGGCAAGGUUUUGGUCUAUUAAUCUACUUUUAUAUUCUUUUUUUGCAUUUUGUUAGUUUAGAUAAUUUUGCAAGAACAAUCUUUUGAGAAUCUUACUGAGAUUUGCAUUAUGUUUAUAAAAGCUACUUAUUUUCUAACUACAAGCGUUAUACAAUAAAUGUCGACAGCUAUAUUCCAACAAGCUUUAUGACGUAUAUUGUAAUGAUUGCUUCAUCCUUGUAUCAUUAGAAGUUUUUAUGUUAUAUUGUAAUGAUUGUUUUAUCCUAGUAUCAUUAGAAGUGUUCAU
Messenger RNA from Striga asiatica, 4012 nucleotides. The record is from the annotation of a GenBank genome assembly. NCBI's taxonomy places the organism in Eukaryota, Viridiplantae, Streptophyta, Magnoliopsida, Lamiales, Orobanchaceae.